This is a messenger RNA of Lachancea nothofagi CBS 11611, 384 nucleotides long. The record is from the annotation of a GenBank genome assembly. Lineage: Eukaryota; Fungi; Ascomycota; Saccharomycetes; Saccharomycetales; Saccharomycetaceae.
AUGUCGCAAUCCGCUCAAAAAGCUGCUACACAGUCAAUUCUUCGUCGUUACGUGAACAAAGAAACCAUGAAGUAUGUUUUCACAACACACUUUUGGGGGCCUGUUUCAAACUUCGGUAUACCACUAGCUGCCAUUUAUGAUUUGAAGAAAGACCCAGAAAUGAUUUCUGGUCCAAUGACAGGUGCCUUGAUCAUGUACUCUGCUGUCUUCAUGAAAUUUGCCCUUACCGUACAACCAAGAAAUUUCCUGCUUUUUGGUUGCCACGUCGUCAACGAAUUUGCACAAACUGGCCAAGCAUUCCGUUUUGUUAACUAUCAUUACCUCGGAGGCAAUGAAAACAAAGUAAAGGAAGCUGCCACAAGUGCUGUCGCCAAGCCUGAAUAA